AUGCCAGUAAAACGCAAUAAGUCCCAUACGCUUCCAUUCGCACACCGAAAGAAUAUAGCAAGAUUAGGACUUGCGCCGCGGGGAAAUUUAUUACUUUCUGUUGAUGAAGAUGGCCGCGCGAUAUUGACCAACGUACCGAGACGAAUCGUCCUUCACCACUUUUCCUUCAAAUCGGCUGUAUCAGCUAUUUCGUUCUCUCCAUCCGGACGCCAUUUUGCUGUGGGAGUUGGGCGAACGAUCGAGGUAUGGCAUACACCCUCAACACCAGAUACAAAUUCAGAGGGGGAAUUGGAGUUCGCCCCAUUUGUUCGACACAGAGUCUAUGCUGGGCACUAUGAUACUGUUCAGAGUAUUGAAUGGUCAAGCGAUUCUAGAUUCUUCCUUAGUGCAGCAAAAGAUUUGACAGCGCGGAUAUGGAGUUUGGAUCCAGAGGAUAGUUUUAUACCUACUACACUGGCCGGCCAUAGAGAAGGUGUUAUGGGCGCAUGGUUCUCAAAGGAUCAGGAGACCAUUUACACUGUCAGUAAGGAUGGAGCCGUGUUUCAAUGGGCAUACAUACGGAACCCCAAUGCUCCAGAGCCAGAGGAUGAAGAUAUGGAAGAUCCCGAUGAUGAUUCGCACACCCAAUGGAGAAUUACGGAGCGACAUUAUUUCUUACAAAAUAACGCCAAGGUCAAUUGUGUAGCAUACCAUGCCGAAACGAAUCUUUUAGUUGCUGGAUUCUCGAAUGGUGUUUUUGGACUUUAUGAAAUGCCAGAAUUUAACAUGAUCCAUACUUUGAGUAUUUCACAAAAUGACAUUGACUUUGUCACUAUUAACAAAUCUGGAGAAUGGCUUGCAUUUGGAGCCUCAAAGCUGGGGCAACUUUUAGUCUGGGAAUGGCAAUCUGAAUCAUACAUCUUGAAACAACAAGGCCAUUUCGAUUCGAUGAAUUCCCUAGUCUACUCUCCGGAUGGACAAAAGAUCAUCACUACUGCGGAUGACGGAAAGAUAAAGGUCUGGGAUGUGAAUACUGGUUUCUGUAUUGUUACAUUCACAGAACAUACCAGUGGAGUCACAGCCUGUGAGUUUGCAAAGAGAGGGAAUGUUCUUUUCACGUCAAGUCUUGAUGGAUCGAUUAGAGCUUGGGAUUUGAUAAGAUAUAGGAAUUUCCGAACCUUUACAGCUCCUACUCGACUUUCAUUUUCAUCUUUAGCUGUUGAUCCAAGUGGUGAAGUUGUUUGCGCAGGAUCUCUAGAUUCUUUUGAUAUCCACAUUUGGUCUGUGCAGACUGGCCAAUUAUUAGACAGACUAUCAGGUCACGAGGGACCUGUAUCAUCACUGGCCUUUGCGCCAAAUGGAGGCGUAGUAGUAAGUGGUAGUUGGGAUCACACAGUUAGAAUCUGGUCAAUCUUCGAUCGGACACAGACAAGCGAGCCACUUCAACUUCAAGCGGAUGUACUAGACGUUGCAUUCCGUCCCGAUUCUCUACAACUUGCAGUAUCUACUCUCGAUGGACAGUUGACAUUUUGGUCAGUUUCGGAAGCCGAACAACAAUCAGGUGUUGAUGGAAGAAGAGAUGUAUCAGGUGGUCGAAAAAUAACCGAUCGACGAACUGCAGCUAAUGCUGCAGGUAACAAGAGUUUCAGCUCUCUGAGGUAUAGUGCAGAUGGUUCUUGCGUACUGGCAGGUGGUAACAGCAAGUACAUAUGUCUGUACUCGGUGUCAUCUCUUGUCUUAUUAAAGCGCUUCACUGUCAGCGUCAACUUAUCCUUAUCCGGAACCCAAGAAUUCCUCAAUAGCAAACUCUUAACUGAAGGUGGACCAGCCGGUCUUAUCGACGACCAAGGCGAAGCCUCAGAUCUCGAAGACCGCAUCGAUCGAACUCUUCCCGGAUCUACCCGUGGUGGAGAUCCUUCCGCCCGCAAAAGACUCCCAGAAGUACGUGUCGCCGGUGUAGCAUUUUCCCCAACUGGAAGAUCCUUCUGCGCAGCUUCGACCGAAGGUCUCCUCAUAUAUAGUUUGGACACCAUGCCCCUAUUCGAUCCUAUCGAUCUCGACCUAGCCAUUACCCCCUCUUCCACUCUACACGUUCUUCAAACCGAAAAAGAUUAUCUCAAAGCCUUAGUCAUGGGCUUCCGUCUUAACGAGGCUCCUAUAAUCCGCCAAGUCUUCGAGGGUAUCCCUCACUCCAAUAUCGCCCUCGUUGUUGACGAAUUACCUGUAGUAUAUAUACCACGUCUUCUACGUUUCGUCGCCAUGCAAACCGAGGAAAGUCCACAUUUGGAAUUCUGUCUCUUGUGGGUUCAGGCUAUUCUCGUCUCACACGGUCAAUGGGUGGGCGAUAAUAGAAUUUUGGUUGAUUCCGAAUUGAGGAUUGUGGGAAGAGCAGUGGGAAGAAUCAGAGAUGAUUUAAGAAGAUUGGCGGAUGAAAAUGUUUAUAUGAUUGAUUAUCUUCUUAAUCAACCAGUUGAGAAGGUUGUUGAUGGCUUGGAUGGAGAACAUAGAGAUGUGAAUAUACAAGAUGUGGAUAUUAAUGAUGAUGAUGCGGAUGCGGAAUGGAUUGGUUUAGAUUAG
Sclerotinia sclerotiorum 1980 UF-70 is the source of this 2556-nucleotide messenger RNA. RefSeq lists its product as hypothetical. NCBI's taxonomy places the organism in Eukaryota, Fungi, Ascomycota, Leotiomycetes, Helotiales, Sclerotiniaceae. Gene Ontology annotation, biological process: maturation of SSU-rRNA from tricistronic rRNA transcript (SSU-rRNA, 5.8S rRNA, LSU-rRNA); ribosomal small subunit assembly. The transcript has 2 exons. Gene Ontology annotation, molecular function: protein binding. Gene Ontology annotation, cellular component: small-subunit processome; Pwp2p-containing subcomplex of 90S preribosome. The coding region runs from base 1 to 2556 and encodes 851 amino acids. The record is from RefSeq and is a predicted model, not a curated record.